GCCCUCCUAACGGCUCUCAUACAGGACUGCAGCAGGACUUUACACAUCUGUUCAGGAUGAACAGAACUCUGCAUGACAAUAUCGGUAAUUAAAAAUACUCUGAUGUUUAUGUGUCUGUAUGUAAAUCUACUAUAUGUCUAUGUGGCAGGAUGUUGUCUACAUUUGUGUUUGACGCUAAUCUUUCAGAGGAAAUGGAGGAAGAAGAAGGAGACUAUGUUAAUCUAUCAUCCAGGACUGGGGAUAAAGUUGCAGCUCGUCUAAGCCAGAGGUUUCGCUGCUUCUCUCAGUCUUUUCUACCCAUAGCAGUGUGUUGGCUGAUACUGUUGGUCAUCAUGGGCCUCUGUAUCUACUUUACCAAUCGCAUCCUAAACGACAAAAUCAGCGUCUUAGAAAACCAGAUCACAAACCUGUCAUCCGUCAACCAGGAGCUGGAGACAUGGAGGGACAACGUGAUAGGACAAAUCAAAAAAAUGGAGACAACCUGGAACCAACUCAACGUCAGUCAAGUUAAGUGGACUCUUGAUAUCUACUGCCACAGAGAAAACAAAGAGAGACGGUGUAGAGCAUGUCCUCAGGGCUGGGAACUCUUCGGGUCCAGCUGUUAUCUGAUUCAUCCGUCUGACGGGAAAACCUGGGAGGAAGCUCGAGAAGACUGCAGAGGACAGGGUUCAGAUUUGGUUGUUGUACACGAUGCAGAUGACGAGAAUGUCCUCAAGUAUGUCCGAAGGUACAUCUACGGGUCCUGGGUCGGUCUGAGAGCUGAAGGGGGGACAUGGAAGUGGAUCGAUGGAAGUGGUCUCACUGAAAGCGACAGGAUCCAACACCAACUCCCCCCCCCUGCCCCCCCCGGUCAGUGUGCCGUUUACAUCAGGUACAAAUAUACAUCAGAGAGCUGUGGCGAGAGAAAAGGAUGGAUCUGCAAAAAGAAGGCGUCAUCUUUUUAACCCCUGCAGUCAGACUGGAGGAGGUCACUGGACGCUCUGCAGGACAAUAUCAAACCGGGAACACUUCUACUUCACACUUUAAACGUGUUUUCAUGAAGAAAAUGCAAAUUAAUUAUUCAUUUUUUGGUGUCUGAAAAAAACAGACAGUCAGAUGUUUUGUAUAGAUGAGUUAGAUAAUGGUUAAUAUGAGUAGGCUACUGACAAUCUAAGAAAAAUACAAUGUGGGGCCAGAAGGGGAACUA
Messenger RNA from Etheostoma cragini (Arkansas darter), 1186 nucleotides. Its product is annotated as CD209 antigen-like protein E. The record is from RefSeq and is a predicted model, not a curated record. Bases 150 to 944 code for a protein of 264 amino acids. NCBI's taxonomy places the organism in Eukaryota, Metazoa, Chordata, Actinopteri, Perciformes, Percidae. The transcript has 6 exons.